AUGCAAAAAUAAAUAGUACAGUGUCUUGUAGAAAUUAGCUAGCAAAUAUCAGUAUUUAUAUAAAUUAUUCUAGAAUGUUCAUUAAUCUGAAUCGAGGCUGUCUUUUAAAGUAAGUAUUUCUAUUUAAAUUUCCAAUAGCGAUAAUUACAUAAAUUUUUGGAAAAGCUUAAAUCAGGGGAUUCCUUAAAACAAUAUUAAAGUAUUCUGAUUCGUUAUUUACAUAAUGGUAAUUAUGUAUUAUUAUUACAAGCAAUAUCAAAUACCCUCAACCACAAAUUGACUGUUUAAUAGCAAAUUAUUACAAUUUUAAUAUAGUUUUUUGAAGUUGACCAACCUCAAGGUAUUAAAUAUCAGUAUUUUAGUUUGUGACUCAUAAACUCUAUGUGAGGUAAUAGUUGACUUCGUGAGGUUUCUCAUAAAAUAAGAAAUUUAGGAUGAAUAUUUAAAAAAAUAAUUUGCGAAUUUUAUCAAAAUUACUUUUUGGAAAAUAAAAAUAUUCAACAUUCCUAACAUGGAAAUAAAAGAUAUAGAAAUUUUCGAUUAGCAUUUCAACCUAAAUUUAAAAACUUCGAUUUUGUAAAUAUUUGUACACAUAUUUUAGUUCAAAUAAAAGUUUAUAAUAGUUAUUAAAAAAUUAUUUAUUGCAGAUUGAAGAGCUCUCCGAAUACCUUUUGGCUUUUUAAUAUCCAGAAGUUGUUCUAAUGGUUUUAGAUCUAAGUGCUUUAAAGUUUGAUAUUCCAAAAUUUAUAAACAAUGGAACACUUGAUUUUGAUUGCAAAAGCAAAUUGCAAAUCCUCCCUCAUGAACAAUAAAUUUAAUUAUUCCUUAAUCUCAAAGAAUUAGAUAAUGAAAAGUUAGACAUUGUCACACAAUUAAUAUUCUAGAAUUAGGUUUUGGAUAUUGCCUCUUAAAUCCCUAAGUUAAUAACAGUCAUAGUGAAUUCUUAAUAGAUUGAUUUUGACAGAGCAUUAAUUAUUUUGAAAAGAAUAUCAAAUAAUUAAAAAUUCAAUUUAAAUUAUGAGUAUUUAAGAGCAGUGUUAUUAUAAAGUAAAGAAAAACAAUUAAAUAACUUCAUCAUUGAUGCAAUAGUGACAUUUGAAUAAAACCCAGAGAAUAUAGUCAAGCAGGAAAUAUAAAAACACUCAAAUCCUCUUUCCAUCAUAUAUUUAUUAAUUUAAUUGAUUAAGUAGGAACACUUUGAGUAAUUAUUUGAGAAAUUAUUGAACAAAUCUAUAUCCCCAUAUUAAUAUGUGAUCUUACAUGUGAUAUUAAUCAUUUAGGAUAAAUCAAUAAUUCUAGAUCCCUUAUAGGAAUAAUGUCUAAGAUUUCAACUUAAUGAAAUUUGUUUAGUUCAGAUGUUUAGUUUAUAUUCAUUCUAAAAUUUGAACAUAAAGAGAAAAAUGAAAUUGCUAUCAUAAUUUCAAUAGUUGAUUGAAACUGAAUAGAAUAUGUCAUUUUAUGAUAUUUUAGUAAUUAUAGGACAGGAAACAACACAAUCACCCUAAAUUAAUCAAAGAAUAGGUUAAAUUCUAAAUAGAGAAUGGAACAAUAUAAGUAAUUUCUUGAAAUAAAUUGCUUACAACAAGCAAUCUCAAAUCAUUUAGGGGUUCUAUUAUAUUGUAAUGUAUUUCACAGAUUAAAAUGAGUCAGAAUUCUUAAGACUUUUUGAUAUUAUUCAUAAAUCAAUGUGUACUAGAAAUAAGGCUGUCAAUUAUAAUAUGUUACUCAAUUCAAUACAAUAAUAUGAACAAGGCAAACCUGAGACUGAAAUACAACUUUAUGUUAUGCUAUUAAAGAUCAAUUAUUUAUUAUAGGAUAAUUUCAUAAAUAGGAAAAAAAAUGGCGAAGAGAUUUCAGAGAGAUCAAGUGAAUUGGGAGACUUGAAUGAGGGAUAAGAGUAAGAAUAUUAUAAGUAAAUACAAGAACAUGGCAAAAAUUUGAUUGAAUAAUUAGAAAAACAAAUAAAACGUUAUGAAACAAUAUACUUAGGCAUGCAAAAGAAUUUAUAUUUAGCAGUUUAGAUAAGUAGACUGUUGCAAUUAAGCGAUGUUAAAAUCAAUAUUUAACAUUCUCUUAUGGUCAAUGAAAGAGUACAGAAUAUGCUUUUUGAAUAAAAUCUAAUUGAGAGUGACAUAAUUUGGGAUUCUUUGAAGAAAUUGCAGAAAGUUUAACUAGCAACAGCUAUAAUAUAGAUAUUUAAAAAUGAAAAAAAUAAUGUGAAGUUAAUAAAAAUGGUGGUGGUCGAAUUAAGUAAGUUAUGCAAAUAUCGAUAUUAUGCAUUACUAUGGAAAUAAUACGAUAUUUUGAGUAUCUAGUAAAAUGUUUAAUAAUAAAUAAGCAACAUAACUAAACUUUAGAUGGCGGUUCAUAAAUUUUAGUUAAUAUUACAAAUCGAAGAUAACUAUGAAUUUCUGAAGUUGGGAUAUUAACAAGUAUAAAAAAGUUAGUUUGAAUUAUUAGCUUUAUUGAUUGCAAUAAGUUUACAUUGUGGCAUUAGUAAUAAUUUUAUUGAUGGUAUGGGUGAAUAGAAUGAGAUGUGUAUAAAUAAGUUGAUAGUAGAAUUCAGUUGUGCUGGAUUAUUGUAAUUGGUAUUGACUCUUGUGAAACCUAUCAAGUAAUAGAAGAAGAAAAAGUAAUCAAUGGAAAUAGAGAAGAAAUUAGAGGAUUGUUUAAAUAACUAAUUGCAAGAUGCAAUUAAUUUAGUGUUGAUUGGAAUUCAAAAGAACCUAAACAAAAAUUAGGAUUUGAAGCAAGAGUUCAUUAAUUUGGCAACUAAUGUCUAUUAAUUUGGUUAAUCUGCAGAAUAUAGCUUGAUUUUUGAUUUAUUUGACAAGAUUCCUUAUCAAUUGAUAAUAAAUUGCUUAAAAUCAAUUUAAAAUUAGGAUAAGUUCUUUGAUUAAAAAUUGCAACAUAUCUUAGUACUAAUAAGUAAAUUUGAUAAGAUAUAACUAACUAAUGAAUUUUUUGAAUUGUCCUAUGAUAUAAUAAUCAAUAAUCAUCAAAUUACAUAGACAAUGAUCGAGUACUGUCUCUAGCUGAUCAGUAUUAUAAAGAUGAACGAGAAUGGACAAUCUUAAGUGUAAAGUAACAUUGAUGUUCAAUAACUGAAGGAAGUAUUAAUACCUGAGAAUUUUGUACCUACUGGUUGUACUAUAUAAAACAUUCAAUAACAAAUAUACACUUGUAUUUAGUGUUCGAAUAAUAAUAAGAAGAAUAUAUAAUGUUGUGCUAGUUGUGCCUUUAGUUGUCAUUAGAAUCAUCAAAUCCAAUAUGAAAAUAUGAUUGAAUCCAUGUGUGAAUGCAAUCAAACUAAAAAAUGCAAUUAAUAACGAUAAAAGCAAUAGAUUCAACCUUAAUUGAAUAGAAGACCUUUGUUUCCCCCUUAAACAACGGCCACAUCUGGAGUUUUGGUAGAAUAUUUAAGAAGAGAGAGGGAGAUCCGAGAAUAUAGGGAAUUCAAAGAUCUAGAAUUGCAUCCCCACAUAAAUAUAAGAGAAUAUACAGGUAGAAUUAAAGAUAACUUUUAAGAGUUUGAUUCAGAGGUGGAGUUAGAAGACUCUCUGUCUAGUUCAUAGAUUUAAUACCAUGAAGAAUCCAAUAAUGAUGUUGUUGAAAAGUAUGAAUCCAGUAGCAAUUCAAUUAUUGAAAUCGAGCCCAAUUAAUUUGAACCAAAAGAAGUCAAAAAUCAAAUGAGACCACAACAAGAUUCAAAGUUUUUUUCCAAACUUAAAAUUAAUUUCGAACUUUUAUUUGAUAAAUUAAUCUAAAUGUGCAAUUUUACUAUCCAGAAUUAUAAGAAUUUAGAAUCUAAUUAGUAAACUGAUGUUGAAGAACAAGAAUAUGAAUUAUAAUCAAAAACUGCUCAUAAUAUUCAAAAAAUAACUGCCUUAGUAUCAUCUGGCAAUAUAAUCUAACAUAAAACAGAAAAUAUUGAUGUCUUGAAUGAGUUAAGAACUCAAUAAGAACAAAUACAAUCAAAAUUAGGAAUUUAUUACGUAGCCUUCUAAAUAAGAAGAGUGAUUGAUGAAGGAGACAAUUUUAUUGCUGUUGUAGGUCAUAGCGAAAUGAAAAUUUUCAAUAAAGCCAAAUAUUUUUCACUCUUAGAAAAAAAAACAAGCGGAUUAUAAUUACCCUAUACUAAAAUAAGUUGUAGACCCCCUGUCUCCACAAUUCUAUUUAAUCCCUAUAACUAAAAAUAAAUCCUAGUGUCUGCCCUAUUGGAAAUUCAUCUUUUUGAACUAAAAUAAGAUGGCACCCUUUAAAGUGAUAAAACUGUAAUUUCUCGCUUCACCCAUCCAAUAAGCAAAACUCUUUGGAUUAAUUAAAACUCUUUUGCUUGGUUAGCAUACAAUUCUAUAUAUACAUUUAACAUUAAUACUCAGAAUUAGCAAUGUUAUAAUCUCAAUAUAGAGGAGAAGAAAAUCAAAGAUUUCUGUGUAAUAAACGGAACAAUCUUAUGUGUUGAUCUAUAAGGAGAUAUUUAUCAAUAGAAACUUGUUGAAGGACAAUCCAAAAUUCCAAUUUCUGAGAAGGUCAAUUUAGAUGAUCAGCUCAAAGGGAAGACCAGAGAUAAAAUUCCUUAAUGUUUAGCCAAGAUCAAUAACACUUCAAUUUUGCUUAUUUCAUACAAGAAUGGAGCCUCAUUCCUUUGUAAUUACCAAGACAAAGCAUUCAUAAACAUUGUAAGAUUGGAUGAACUACUAGUGUCUCAAUAAUUGGAUGGACUACUAGCAUCUCCUUAAUUUAUCAGUCAAAAUAAGAGUCAUCUAAAGUUUGCAGUCUUAGCAUAAAAAUAAAACUUAACUAAUUAAUAAGUAAAUUUUCAUAGUGGCAGAUUGCUUAUUAUUGAAAUCAAUAACAAAGGUAACGUUUAUGUUUAACAAAUUUUUGAUAAUUUUGUUGAAGGAUAUUGCCUAUUAAAGGAUUCAGAAUACAAUUUCUAUGCAUUAGCAGUAGCUGAUAAUAAAUAAUUGAUAUCUGCUUGUUUAAAUCUUAAAGAUAAUGCCACAUAACUUUGUGUAGAUAGAAAAAAUGAAAAUUAAGAUUAAUUGAUCAAUUAAUUGAAAGAGAGAUUUGAAUUAAAUUUACUAAAAUAGUCAUCCCAUCUAUUUAAUCCUUUACAAAAUUUCUGUUUGGCCCCUAGUGUAUUGGCAACUCCUUAAUAACUAUAAAUUGGGCCUACUAGUAUCACUGUCACUCAAGGAUAUGCAAUCACUGGUAUCAUUUUCAAUAAGCCCAAUGUUGAUCAAAUUGAAAUCUUUAAGUAUAGAACCAUAUAGAAAAGAAAUAACUUUAUUAUCAUCCCCUUGAAUUACAUAGAAUAAAUCUACACUUUAUUGACUCACACUAUUACAUUCACUUAAAAUAAUUACAUCAAUUUGCAAGUCUAUAUAUAGAAAAUGACAUUAUCAUAAGCUAUGAUGACAAAGCUAAUGUCUAUUUUAAAUCAAGACAACAACCAGAUGAAAUCCUAUAUAUUUUAGGAUAUUAAACAACGUAACCAAAAAUUCAAAUCUAUGCUAUCAGAACAAUAAAUUAAUUUAGUCAAUAGCUUAGAUUGUCUUGGAAUUACUUUACAAGCAUACCAGAAUCCUUCAAUUAAAUUUACAAUUAUACCAUAAUUGAUAUCAAUUAUUUAGUAAAACCAACCUAUUAUUACAGAUUCAGCAAAGAAGCUAUUAAAGACUUUAUUAAAAAGUCAUAAGGCAUUACUGGGUAGUGAAUACGAUUAUAGAUCAAUAAAAGAUAAAAUAUUUAUUGAAAAAAUUAAAAGCAAGACAGCCACAUAAAUAGUAUAAAAAUUGCAAAAGAUUUAAAGUACUAGACUCCCUUAGCUGUUUUAUGUUUUCAAUUAAGUACCAAAUGUUAUUUUUGACAUUCUCAGUGAAACCAUCAAUUAUAAAUAAUAUUCUCAACUUCUUUUGAGAUAUCUUUAGUUUUUGUAAAAUUGUUCAAAGGACAUCAAUGAAACACUUUCAUAAAUUGAAGAUAUUAAACAACUUUGGAAAUUAUCAAAUUAGAAUAUGUUUAAUAGAAUCUUUAUUGAUGAAUUAAUCAUUUUUUAGAAAAAUAAAAAAAGCGAAACAUUUGAAUAUGCUUGGGAUGUAUUUAUCAAGGACAAUAAUCAAUAACCAGAAAAAAUUGAAACUGAAUAUAUGGAAGAGAAGAGUAAAUUAGAACCAUUCUAUGAUUUUGAUGAAAUCCCAAUAGAAUAUGGAGAUGACUAUGAUCCAUAUGAAGCUAUAUUGUUAAGAUAAGAAAUUCAAAAAUAACAACCCAUAAUCACCUAAACAAAAAAAUGUAGAUAGAUUGCUUUUCCAACUCCAAAACCAACUUAAUCUCUCUUAGUUGAACAAUAUGAUUUAAUAAAAGCCUAUUCUUUAUGGCUUCAAAAAGGAAUCAAAGCUUAAAAUGAGUUGUAUCAAAAAGGUAAGAGAGAAUUCUAAUAUUUACUCCAAUUGUCAAAACAAUUUUACACUCUAGCCAAAUCGACUAAGAAUUUAAAUGUGGUAGUUGAUUAUUUAUAAAUGAUUGACUUCAAGGGCAAAGGAAUUUCAAGCAUCUUACUAUUGACUUAUAUAAAUGGAAAAAAUGUUAAUGAUGAAUUAUGGACGGUUUUUAAUUAGAAUUAGCUCUUUUUAGAUCUAUAAGUAUUAAUUAUUUUAAUAAUCUAGGUUAUAUAUGACGUGUUAAACAAUCUUGACAUAAGUGACUAGUAAUAAGGUCGUUUAAAGUAGAAGAAUUUGCCUUUGGAUAAAUUGAGGGAUAUAAUGAAAAGUGAGAUUGAAUCAUAAAUUUAAUUGUUAAUUGGAUUGAUGGAAAAGAAGAAUUAAUUGUUGUACCUCCAAAUUAUUAAGUACUUGUUGAAUGCAACAAAAAUCAAUGUAAAUGUUUUAUACAAUAUAUUAGAUACAAAUGGCAGAGAAGUUAUAGACAAAUCAAUGGACUGAAUUAAUUUGCUAAUUGAAAAUAAAUUAAUCUUCAAAGUAGAUUGCUUCAACCUAUUUAAAAUAAUUGUUAUAAUAAAUAAUUGCCAAACAAGAUUAUUUUUAUAUCAAGGAUAUAAAUUUAUAUAGAACUUAAUUGAGGGAAUUAAACAAAAAUUAGUCGCUUUAUAUUAAUAAGCAAUCAACUUAUCAGGCAUUAAAACGAAUUUUGAAAACCAGCAAGAAGAGACCGUAAUUUUGGAAGGAAUUUUGUGAUGAUAACGUCCUGAAAAUAAUAAAGUCUUUAAUAAAAUCAUAUCCAAAAGAGACCUUGGAAGUAAUUGAAAUUAUUAUUUGA
Paramecium octaurelia is the source of this 7284-nucleotide messenger RNA. The record is from the annotation of a GenBank genome assembly. Lineage: Eukaryota; Ciliophora; Oligohymenophorea; Peniculida; Parameciidae.